Molecule: messenger RNA, 300 nt
Organism: Suillus plorans
Lineage: Eukaryota; Fungi; Basidiomycota; Agaricomycetes; Boletales; Suillaceae
Exons: 2
Coding region: 1-300 (99 amino acids)
Molecular function (GO): oxidoreductase activity
Source: RefSeq, a predicted model, not a curated record
AUGCGCCUCCCACGUAGUGGUUUUGCAUCGAGUACUGGCGGCGCCAAUGAGAUUGCGUCUUGCAUGGAACAAUAUAUUUGCAAGAAAAGCAACAACGCUAUCACUUUCAACUCCGGAGUGACAUCCAUUGGAGUUAAGAAGGAUAACACUGACAUGGACAUUGUUACAGACAACAAGGAUCAUCACGAAUUCUCGCAUGUCAUCUCUACUAUCUCCUUACCUGUUCUCCGCACCGUCAAGCUAAUCUCUCCCCAUGCCGUUGAAUGCUCCGCGAACGUUGAACUAUGGUCCUUCCGUUAA